UCGACUGGGAACAAUUUCACAAAGGCAUGCUGGGUCAGUAAAGACUAAUAUGGUGUAAAUGCAGAGGAAACCAGAGGUUAAUGACACAAGCAACACCGUGGCACUGCUACAAUUCCCAUGUUCCUGUUCCUUUAGGUGAACAUGGUGAAGUUGGUUAAACUCUUAUGCGAUUCAUUCUGCUGUCAUCUUCUGUAGUGAAACCAGAAAAAAAAACACAGACAGAAAGUGCCCAAAAUAUCCCCCCCGGUGUUUGUCAGGUGUGGGGGACUUAAUGUCACAACCUUUGGAGUGUAAAAUCCACUCUGCAGGGGGAAUGCAGCUGUUGAGGAAGGCCACGUGAAAGAGUUAAAGGCAUUUAAGAGGAGUAGAGCUUGUUCUGGAAAGGAGGAACUUUUUUGCUUUAAUGGCAGCUACCGAGCAUGUCAUCACAUACAAUAGCAUCCAUUGAGGAUUGAUCAUGUGGUCAAGUUCUGGAAAAAAAGAUAUUAGGUGGACUGAGCAUUAGUUGUUGUCUAAUUAACAGAAAAUAUUAACACUAAGUGUCUAAACAUCUUUAAGUCACUGUAAAUGGAAUAUAAGUAAAUAUAAAUUAUAGCAAUUUAAAAUUAAUCUUUUAUUACAAAGUCAUCACACACACACACACAUUCCAGCGUGCGUCUGCAUUGUUGCCUCUGAGCGUGCGGCGCGUGCACGUAGCGUCGAGUUGAACCGCCGAAGAAGAACAAGAAGAAGAAGAAGAAGGAGGAGGAGGAGACGUGACGUAGCUGCCCGCAGAGAGAGGCCCGUGCGGGAGUGAGAGGGACGCGCCGUGCAUGUGGAGGUGGGGGUGCGGGGGGGGGUGGUGGAGGAGGAGGAGGAGGAGCAGCAGAAGCCGCAGCCGCACACACGAAACAAACCCGACAACCACGGUAACUUUGCAGAGACGACGGACCGCCAUAAUGCGGCACCGACCCCGGAGCUGAUGUGACGGUGCACGCCCCGAGAGCCAGGGAGGAAGCGGCGGACACCGCCACCACCACCGCUCCCCCCUCCACCCCUCGGUCGGUCGGACUGGUCUGGAGGAGGAGGAGAGGACAUGUCCUCGCUAACCGUAGAGGAGGACCAGAAAUGGUUCCCCACGCACGUCCAGGUGACGGUGCUGCGGGGCAGGGGCGUGCGAGGCAAGGGCAAGCACGGCACCAGCGACGUGUACACCAUCAUCCAGCUGGGCAGGGAGAAGUACUCCACCUGCGUGGCGGAGAAGACCACGGAGCCGGAGUGGCGGGAGGAGUGCUCCUUCGAGCUGCAGCCCGGCGUGCUGGAGACCGGCUGCCCGGCCGCGAGCAACGAGCUGGUCCUCGUCGCGAUGCACCGCGCGCCGAUGGCCCUGGACGUGUUCCUGGGACAGGCGGUGAUCCAGCUGGACAAGGUCUUCCACCAGAGCCGAUGCGUGAGAAACGAGUGGUACAAACUCAACUCCAAGACGGGGAAGAAGGAGAAGGAGCGCGGCGACAUCCAAGUCACGGUCCAGUUCACCCGCAACAACCUGACGGCCAGCAUGUACGACCUGGUCAUGAAGGACAAGGGCGCCUCCACCUUCGGCAAGCUGAAGGAGCGCAUCAAGGGCAAGAGGAGGAGCAGCGAGGAGGACUCGGCGCCGGCCGCCCUGCCCAGCGGCUACGGCUCCCUCGUCCGGAUGCGGCAGCGGUUGCCGAGCGACGGCGGCGGGGAGGAGGACUACGAGGACGACGAGGGGGGCGAGGCGCGGCGGAGCAAGAUGAGGACCUUCUUCCUGAGGGGGAAGCUGAGGAAGUCGGCGGACACCCGCUCCAGCACGUCGCUGGGCUCGGAGAGCAGCGAGUCGUCGUCGCGCGGCGGCAGCCUGAGCCCCACCGCCGGCAUCAGCGUGGUGGUCUCCGACCUCUCCAACUCGCCCAGCAACAGCAGCAACCUGACGGCGGACAACAGCCCAGAUCACACCAAGUCGUCCUCUCUCGUGUGCGAGUUCGGCGACGAGGACGGGGACCAGAUCGCCAUCGCGGUGCCCCGGCCCGCCGCCUGCGUCAACGGCCGCCUCCCCUCGGGCCUGGCGCCGCUGCAGAAGUCUCUGCCCCUCUCCGUGUCUCUGCAGAACCUCCGGCCCCCCGCGGACCUCCUCAGGAGCCCCGCGGGGGACGGGCGCCGCUGGUCCUUCGACAAGCCCUGCGAGGAGGAGAAGGCGGCCAUAGCGGCGGCCCUGGAGCAGAGCGGGCCCAUGCUGGGUGACGAAGAGGAGGAAGAGGAGGAGGAGGAGGAGGAGGAGAGGGGGGGGAAGCUUGCUCCGCCCGGAUCCGCCUCCUCCUCCUCCUCCAGGGUGGAGUCAGAGAGCCGGGGGAAGAAGCCGAGGAGGGACUUGUUAAACCAGGCUGGCGAGCAGAAACACAAAGGGUGGUUUGGGUCGAAGGACUCGCACGGAAAACCCAGCCUGGUGGUGUCACCCAAACUAGAGCCCGGCACUGACCCCCACCCGCCACCCACUCCCCGGCCCCCGGGUGCCCUCGUAGACCCCGCCCCUCUGGUUUCCCCCCUCCAUCACACUAACCCUUUCUCCCACUCACGGGCCGCGGCGCCCCCCUUAUCCCCCCGCAACCCCUUCUUCUCUCUCCUCCAGCACAACCCUUUCUAUGGCGACAUGCUAACCGCUCGGCCGCUAAAGCCCGCGCUGCCUCCUCCUCUGCCUCCUCUGCCCCGUCUCUCCAGCGCCCGGCCCCCCAUAGCGCAACUCUUCCCGCAGGCGGGCAACCCGGCCGCAGGGAGCGCCGCGAUGGGCGAAGCCGGAGAACGCCCCUUCGAAGGGGAGAAGCCGCCCGGCCCCGGGGACUCGGAGUGGGACGACUGCUUCGAGGCCUUUGCGGCCGGCAGGCUGCAGUCUCCCGAGGGUCCGCCCGCCGCGGGCCGGAACGAAGACGAGCCGCUACCCGCGACGGACGAGGACGAAGACGAAGCGCCACUACGCCUCCGACCCUUCGCGGGGGCGGCGCCCGAUGCGCAAAAAGCCGGGUUCCAGGUCACCGGGGCGUAUCCUUCUGACACGUUUUCACAAUUCCUCGAGACGAUCCCGGAGCUCGACAGCUUUGAGAGCGACAACGCGCCGUCGGGUAACUCGCCAGCCGCUCGCCGCCAGACUAAUCAAGCUGACCACGCCACUAACGGUCCUAACCCCGCUAAUGUGCAUCAGGCCGCCUCUCACCCCCCCUUCGUGAAGCCCAGCAGCGGCUCCCCGGAUCCCGGCUCCUCGGGUAUCGGCAGUUCAGGAGCCGAAGAGGACUUCCUCUCCUGCCGCUCGUCGCUUUCAGACAAAUUCUCCGCGUCCUCCUCCGAGGAAGCCGAGGCGCGGAGCGUCGAAGGCGGCGCCCUCCGCCUCCAGCGGCCUUCCGAUCCGCCGUCGGCCGCGAGGCCCUCGGAAUCGGAGGAUGACGCAGCCGACGCGGUCCUCCAGCGCGGCGCCGGGGGCGAUCCCCGCGGUUUGGAGGGCCCAUCGGCGCCGCAGACCCCGCCGCUCGCGUCCCGGCCGCACGAGGUCAGCGCCACUGUUGGCGCUUUGACGCCCUCGCCAAACCUCUUCGGCGCCGAGUGGCUGCCGGAGCCGCAGCAGAAAUCCAAAGAACCAUCAGCUGGGUUCAACGGAUUUGCUCAGGAUUUCGCCGCCGGACUCUUCGAUACCUUUGCGCCGCUCGGCGACCCCACGAGCGCGAUGACUUCCACGCCUCCAGAUAACGCACUCGCAUACCCCUCACUACGUGUCGUAACCUCCUCGCCCGAGGCGAGCCGGCCCUCCCCGAACCCGUUCAGCUUUUUAGGCGACAUCCUCGACGCCGCUAACAUCGCGAGCGGCCUCGACGGCGCCCUUCUGCCCCCGCCGAUGUCCGAUCGGAGCAGCGGCGUCUUUCUGCAAAGCCUUUCAGCCAGCACGGACUCGCAGGACUACCAAACCUGCGAGUCCCACCAGACCUCCAAGUCCUCCAGCGGCCCGGAGCCCAACGCGACGCUCAGCGCGGCCUCCGCUGCCAGCGCCGCUUUGGGCCCAGAAGGCGCCGCCGACGCGCUUCGCCCGCGCGACGAAGGAGUCGAUGGAUGGGAUCGAUCCGCGGUGGAAGGGGCGGCGACUCUCGAGCCGGGUGUCGUGACGCCGGAGGCCUUUGGUUUCCCCCCCGCCGAGGGAGGUGUGGGAAGUGGGCGCGGCGUCUCCGUCGGCGCGUCCCGGCCACACGGCGCUCCGCUGAACCGCUCCCUCUCCGAAGGCUCGCUCGCGCCCGCUUUUGACGAACUCCUCCCGCCGCCGCCGUCCCUCGGGAGCGACCCCGGCGCGGUGCACGAGCCCCCCUCCGCUCAGCCCGGCCCCCGCCUCCCCUCUCCGACCUCCUCUGCUCCCUGUCUAACUCCUCAAAGCCGCAGCUCCCCUGUCGCGCUCUUUUCCCUCCCUCCUGUCGCCAGCGCCGCCGCGAGGCCGCCGCCCAGCACGCCGCCAAGGCCAGUACUUGAGGGGGCGGCGACACUGCCGACUCGGCAGCAGCAGGCAGCCAAUCAGGAGAACAGCCCCCACGCGGUGAAGCCCCUGACCGCCGAGGAGAGGCGGGCUGAAGGCCGCUCGGUGCUGGAGAAGCUGAAGUCCAGCAUCCACCCGGGGAGGAGCAGCAGCAGCAGCCAGCCGAGCGAGCAGGAGGCGGACAGGAAGAAGCUCGUGACGGAGGGAGCGGGCUCCUACUACCACCUGAACCACCGGGAUCUGGUCGCCAUGCUGGUGCAGCGGGACGCGGAGCUGGAGCGGCAGAGGGCGGAGUUCGAGCGGCAGAAGGUGGUGCUGGCGAAGCGGGAGGUGGAGCUGAGGAAGCUGAAGCCGCAGGUCAAAGACCUGGAGGACUACAUCGACACGCUGCUGGUGCGCAUCAUGGAGCAGAAGCCCACCCUCCUGCAAGUGCGCUCCAAGUUGAAGUGACGGAGAGGGGGGGGGGGGGGGUCCGCUCCGUCCUCCGCUUUGGUCUUUUCGCUGCUGCGCCGUCCCUUUUUUGAUACGGACGCGUCGGCGCCGAGGGAGGUUCUCCAAGCCGGCGUGGCUCGCCCUCGUCCUCGUUGAAGGCUCUGGUUCCCGGGGCGGUUCUGAAUGUAGCGGGUCCUCAGGUUGUUUUCAGGUUCACUCAGCCAGUUGGUUUGGAGAUGCAUCCAUUUGUAAGGACCUCGGCUUGUGGAAACAGUGAUUCUUCUCACCUCACUUCUGUCACCUUGUCACGAGAGAAGCUGCGGUCCACAACACUGAACGUCUGACCAACUCCUCGCAGCGUUUUUCAAGGGUAUUUUGUAAGAAGUGCAGCAGGUCCGUGGGGAAAGGAGAGCGAGCGACUCUGGUGGUUUUGCAUGUUUCAGACCAUUGACCACAAAUUGCACAGUUUGAAUCAAUGUUGUGCAGGAAACCAUUAGGGUUUAGAUUGAUUUUAUACCUUUUUAGGCAGCCAUUGGUUUAGCUUCAUUUCAAUGCAGCAUGAGACUCAACCUGCUCAGGACUAAGCAUCUAUCACAGGGGAACAUUUACUUUGAUUUUACAGUCUACCAGAGGACAUCGCUCUCACAAGCCUGUAGGGCUGCAACUUUUGUUAUUCGUCUACUGAAUAAUUUCUAGAUCAAUCGAUUGGUUUACAAAAUGAUCUGAGCUUAGGUGACCGACGACUCAAAGACAUCAGGUCUACUGUCGGACAGAAAUGAGAAGAUGUAAUUAUCAAAUGUUUGCAUCUUUACAACUGAUUGUGAUAAUCGAUGCUUAUUGCCAAAGUUUGAAGUAUUUGGUCAUAGCCAAGCUAACUGCCCCCCCCCCUCCUGAUCCAUUCUUGGAGAAUAACCGUAGAGAUAUUUCUGUAAUAAGCUAAAAGCAAUGGCUGCUUUAAAAGGGAACUGAAUCGAUAAUCUUCCAGUACAGUUUAGAAAACAUUAUUGUAGACCAUAACAUAAUAUUUGGUUAAUUAGGUAAACUCAUGCCAAACUACCAGUAUGUUUCUAGUACUGAAAUGUACUUUAAUCACUAACACCUCAGUGAUUAAAGUACCUCCUCCUCCUCCCGGUGUUCAUGUUGAUUCGGAUUGACACUUUACAAAUGUUCCCGAAUGAAUAUUGAGUGCUUCAACUCAUUUUACAAACCAAAUGAGCGGUGCGAUGCUGGAGCACAGUCCCGGGAACUGGCUCGUAGCAUCCGAAUGUUCAAAAGUGUUCUUAGCCAGCAAGUGAAUGUUUUUUUUUCUUUUUUUCUUCUUACGCACCAUGAGGGCCGUUAAUCUUUUGCUUGCUCCGUCACACACCCCCCCCCCACCCUCUCCCUCCCUUCCCCCUUUCUUCUUUCUGUUCUCUUGGACAUGUCUUGAAAUUACCCAUAAUGCUCAGCCACGUAAGCUAACUGAUUGUUGUGAGGGCAGGUGUUAUCAGGUGAAGACAGUGUCACUCGCUAUCAAGAUCUCAUGCUUCUGCCUUCCUUCUCGCGUGUGUUAUCGACACAGCGCCACUGCUGAAGAAAUGCCUGCUAUAACACGCCCCCCCCCACCCCCCCACCCCGUGUCUGUGUCACAUCCGCUUCUGCUCAAGCACGUGCGCUGCUGCUGUCAGGUGUUACAAAGGGACAUGUACCGCAUUUUACAGCACGUAUACGCCGUGUUGAAAUGCCAAAUGCUGCCUUAUUUUUGUUUUUGUUUUGAAGUCUUGUCAAGAGUCUAGGACUUGAUUUUACAUGUCGGGGUUGGAGGCGGGUUUUGAAGAAGAAAAGCCAUCUGUUCACGGGGAGUUCACUCCUUUGUCUUUUUUUUUUUACUCUAGUCUAAUGCUUUGUUUUGAUAUAGUUUAGAUCACUGCACAAAACUGAAUUGUAUGCAUACCAAUAGAAAACAAGCAGUAACAGUGAUAUCCUUUUGAAAUGCCAAAAAAAAAAAGCCUUGAAACUUAAUCUAUGGAGCAGAUCGAUACACCAUAAAGUAUUCUGAUAUGAUGCCACUUUUAACAGCGUUUGUGGAUGUUCUUGCACUACUUAAUCGUCAGAACAUAACUUUACUGUCUGAUAUCGGUAUACUUAGAUCUACUUUACACCGUACUGCACUUUCUAAUCGCUCUGUGAUUUAAGCACUUGGCCUACUUCGACACCACGGCGAUGACUAGCCGUUGAGCUUGAAGCAUACGAAGCCCUCUUGUCAUCUCUGUUCUGCAGUACGAUUGCAAUAUCGAGUGCUUAGAUGACUAUAGAGACGUAUUAAAUGUGACGUGGCACUUAUUAAGCGCGAGAAUAAGCGUAACCUUCCAUGUCUUCCAUUUUCAUUUUGUUUUUCAACUGUUUGUAUUUUGUCUGUAGCCGGUGGAAUGUUAUUGAUAGUAUGUGAGAUUGGAGAGUUUACAAUUCGUGAUGCAAUUCUGUUUCACAAAUUUUGUAUAUUUAAUAAAGAAUAUUUUGUGUUUCUUGCUCACCGUA
Pungitius pungitius (ninespine stickleback) is the source of this 7453-nucleotide messenger RNA. RefSeq names its product sideroflexin-5. Gene Ontology annotation, molecular function: citrate transmembrane transporter activity; monoatomic ion transmembrane transporter activity; small GTPase binding. The transcript has 6 exons. The record is from RefSeq and is a predicted model, not a curated record. Lineage: Eukaryota; Metazoa; Chordata; Actinopteri; Perciformes; Gasterosteidae. Gene Ontology annotation, cellular component: mitochondrion; mitochondrial inner membrane; recycling endosome. Gene Ontology annotation, biological process: citrate transport; monoatomic ion transport; regulated exocytosis. The coding region runs from base 1076 to 4954 and encodes 1292 amino acids.